UUGGUAGAGAUGAGGAGAUAAUGAAUUUGGCUGUCAAAGAUGACAUGCCUACCUUUGCAAUUAUCGGUAUGGAGCUAUGUGAGGCAGCUAGUGAUUUGCAUUCACAAGGAUUAAUUUUGGGUAGUUUAUCUCUCCCCUGUUUCAAUGUUGAUCAUUUUGGUCGUCUUUAUAUGGAUUUUAAUGAAGUCAUGGUGUUGGGUAGGAGAGUUAGAAAAAUGAUUGCGGAGGUUGUUAGUAUGAAAUUAAAAUCUGAUGACAAAGAAUUAGAUGUGUGGCUGAAAAUGGAUGCAUUGAAAACUGACGAAUUUGUCAGUCCAGAAAUGUUGUUAGAGUUGUUACAGAAAGAGAGUGUUGAACUGGCUUCUGGUUGCUUAAGAUAUGCAGUUGGGUAUGGUUCAUAAGUUUGGUCAUUAGCUUGUUUACUCAUUUGCCUUCUUAUCAGAAGGUCGUUUACUGAAGAGAUGCAGCAUUAUUAUGGUCUUUUCCCUUCA
This is a messenger RNA of Ilex paraguariensis (yerba mate), 491 nucleotides long. NCBI's taxonomy places the organism in Eukaryota, Viridiplantae, Streptophyta, Magnoliopsida, Aquifoliales, Aquifoliaceae. The record is from the annotation of a GenBank genome assembly.